AUCUGCCGUUCCCUCCGCGCCCGAUUCUCCCGCAGGCAGCCGUAGGUGCCGCAGCGACGGUCCGAGACAGGCGGUGGCGCGAACACCCGGGCAAGGCCCCACGGAGCGUCCAGCGAGCGGGGCGGAUACACCACGGCCUGCGUCCGCGCCCGCCGCACGUACGCACGCGCACUGCGCCCAGCAUGAGGGUCGCGGCUCUGAUCAGUGGAGUCCGAUGAACUGGAUAGCUACAUGUAUCAGACUGUGGGUCAUCAUGCCAUUGACUUAUAUGCAGAAGCAAUGGCUCUUCCCCUCUAUCGCCGGACCAUCAGAGGAAGAAGCUUGGACACAGGACUAGUAUAUACCAAAUGUGAAGGUGAUGAGGUUGAAGAUCUCUAUGAGCUUUUGAAACUUGUUAAGGAAAAAGAAGAAGUAGAAGGGAUAUCAGUAGGUGCUAUACUUUCCGACUAUCAGCGUGUUCGAGUAGAAAAUGUGUGUAAAAGGCUUAAUCUCCAGCCUUUAGCUUACCUUUGGCAGAGAAACCAGGAAGAUUUGCUUCGAGAGAUGAUAGCAUCUAACGUUCAAGCAGUGAUCAUCAAAGUUGCAGCUUUUGGAUUAGAUCCAGAUAAGCAUCUUGGGAAAACCUUAGAUCAAAUGGAACCUAUUCUCUUAGAGCUUUCUAAAAAAUAUGGAGUCCAUGUUUGUGGAGAAGGAGGAGAGUAUGAAACAUUCACUUUGGAUUGCCCUCUAUUUAAGAAGAAAAUAAUUGUGGAUUCAUCAGAAGUAGUCAUACAUUCAGCUGAUGCAUUUGCACCUGUGGCUUACCUACGCUUUUUAGAACUGCACUUGGAGGAUAAGGUGUCUCCAGUGCCUGACAAUUUCAGAACAUCUAAUUAAAUACAUAAUUCUUGAAAAACAUUUUUGAACAUUAUUGACUAAGCCAUCAUUUCUAUAUGAAAACAGUUACAAACAGCUUUUUUUAAAUGUUUGUCAAUUGUCACAAACAGCUUUUUGUCAUUAUCUUAGAAAAAUAUACCAUUAUCAGAAAAAAUAAUGAAACCAUUGAUUCAUUGGAAAAAUAUCAAUGACAUGUUCAUUAGUUCUGCAGACUUCCUUGAGAUUUACUUUCUCUUUUGUUAACACAUCCUCCCUAUAACCUCUGUGUGUUAUAUGCCUCUUUUUUUCCCUUUUUCUUUAUCUCCAACUCUCAUUUCUGUAACAAAAAUGGCUUUUCUUUAUCACACUGAUUUCUUCUCCUUUUUUCUCUUUCUCCCUCUCCCCGCCCUCCUCUGUCUUUUAACUUCUAUCCCUACCAGUUAUGUCAUCAUGCAGAGGCUUUUGAAAAUGAGGUUGAAAAUGUGUAGCCAAUCAAUGAGCUUAUUCUACCAGGUGUCACCCAAAGUACUUUCUCAGUUUAUUUUUAUUUUUUAUUUCAUUUCUGAAAUAACACUUUUAAUUUAUAUUGUAAUCAGCAGCUUAAUACUCCACUAAAUAAAGAGCUCAAUGAACAAAAAAAAAAAAAAAAAAAAAAAAACACAGUUCAGCAGGAAUGUAGGCAAGGGCUAUAAACAAUUAUCAAAUAAAUAUAUUAAUUUCACCCAUAUUAAGUAUAUUUUUAAAUAGUCACAGAUCAUUGAAACUAUAGUAGUAUAUCAUCCUCAAUAAUUGUUCAAUUUUAAAAUAAAGUUUUAUAACAAAAUUUGCCAGAACAUUGUAUUUGUGGCAAAAUCAAUACAGGCAUUUCUUUCUUUUUUUUUUUUUAUUUUAGUUCCCAUAUAUAAGGGAGAACAUGCAUUAUUUGUCUUUCUGUGUCCAGAUAAUUUCACUCAACAUUAUGUCCUCCAGUCUCACUUUAGCUUUGAAUAUAUUCACGGCUCAAGAAUUUUAACAUUAGUAAGUAGUGAGGAAGAAUGUUAUUAACUCUUACUAGAUAUUGUAUAGCUUAUUUUGAAAGGGGGGGGCCAAAUUUCAUUAAUACCUGUGCUGACUUUAGAUAACUUUUUUAAAAAAAAGCUUUCUUUAGAACAGUUUUAGGUUUCAUGGCAAAAUUGAUCAUAAGAUACAGAGAAUUCCCCUACACAUAUGUACCUCUCUCCUAUUAUCAUCAUCCUGCACCAGAGUGAUGCAUUUGUUAACAGCUGAUGAACCUACUUUGACACUUCAUUAUCACAUGAAGUCCAUAAUUUACAUUCAGGUUCACUUGGUUAUGUACAUUCUGUUGUAUAAUUAUAUGUGUAUAAUGACAUGUAUAGUGACAUGUAUCCUUCAUUAUACUAUCAUACAGGGAAUUUUCACUGCUUUAAAAGUCCUCUGUGCUCCACCUAUUAAUUCUUCCCAACCAUCUAGUCCCUGGAAACCACUGAUCUUUACUGUCUCCGCAGUUUUUGUUUUUCUUAAAUGUCAUAUAGUCAGAAACAUAAUGUGCAGCCUUUUCAGAUUGGCUACUUAUUAAUAUCCAUUUAGGUUCUUUCAUAUCUUGUUAUGUUUUGAUAGCACAUUUAUUUUUCAUGCUGAAUAACAGUACCUGGAUGUACCAUAUUUCCUUUAUACAUUCACCUACCAAAGGAAAUUUUAGCUGGAAAUUAUGAAUAAACUUGCGACACACAUUCCUGUGCAGGCUUUUGUGUAAACCUAAGUUUUCAGUUUACUUGUUUAAAGACCAAUGAGCCCAAUCACUAAAUCUGAUGAUAAGAGUACGUUCAGUUUUUAAAGAAAGUACCAGAGUGGAUUCCAAAGUAACUGUGCUAUUUUUCAUUCUCACCAGCAUUCUCACUUGUUGUUUCACAUCCACCAACUCUGAGCAUUGUCUCUAUUUUGAACUUUUGUCAUUGUAGUAGGUUUCUAGUGAAUGGCAUUUCAUAAUUUGUUUUUGGUAUUGGAUCUAGAAAAUCAUCUUCAAGCCCAAGGUAUCUCAGUUUUCUCCAAUGUUAUCUUCUAAGAAUUAAAUAGCCUUGUGUUUUAAACUUAAGUCUAUGAUAUAGUUUAAAUAAAUUUUAAAGGAAGUAAAGUCUAUAUAUAUUUAUUUAUUUCUUAAUUUGGUUGCCAGUUGUUUCAGCACCAUUUACUUGAAAGAGUUAUCUUUCCUCUGCUGUGUGGCCUGGUUCUUUUGUAUACUUGUGUGGUGUACUCUGGGCUCCUUACUCUGUUCUCUUGAUUCUAAUUGUCUGUUUUAUUGCCAAUGCCACACUAUCUUGAUUACUGUUGCUGCAUAGUAAGUCUUGAAGUAUGAUAGUGCCCAUCCUCCAGCUGUAUUCUUCUUCAGUAUUGUAUUGAUUAUUCUCAUGUUUUGCUUUUCCAUAUAAACAAUAGCAUCAGUUUGCUAAUAUUCACAAAAGAAUACAUUCAAUCUGUGAAUCAAGGUGGGAAGAAUUGACGUCCUGACUAUAUUGGGUGUUCCUAUGCAGGAAUAUGGCAUAUCUCUAUAUUUUUUAAGUUCUUAGAACACUAUUUAGUUCAUUUGAGUUUGACUUAGAUAUUUUUCUUACUUAAUUUUUAAUAUAAUAUGUUUACUAUUUCCUCAGCUAGGACUAUUCAGGGUUUUUCUUGUUUUUUAUUUUAGUUCUUAACACCAUUGCAUCUCCAUGCCUUUCUCUCUACUUAAGGUUGUAUCUGACCCAUAUUCCUUUAAGUGUACUCUUUGCUUUCGUACUUGCUAUAUCUAAUUCCACUGCCAUAUUAAUUUUCCCUUAUAGCAUUCAUUAUCUGGCACAACAUUAUAUAUAAUGCUACAUUGUUUUCUAAAUGAUAAGAUGAAUAGUGGUGGAUAUUGCCUCCAAAUGCUAUUCCAGUCUAUCCCAGGACUUCCCUUCUUUUACCCUUUGCUCUAGUAAUACUGAAUCCUGGAUACUCCUGUAAUAUGCCUACCACUUUUCUCAUCCCUUGCCUCUGCUUAUUCUGUCUUCUCUCUUUCUUUUCUUCCAUUCCUUUAACUGUUUAUAUUCUACCCAUGAUGCAAGAUUGAACUCAAUACUCCCAUACAUUUAG
Lepus europaeus (European hare) is the source of this 3963-nucleotide messenger RNA. RefSeq names its product diphthamine biosynthesis 6 (gene DPH6). Gene Ontology annotation, biological process: protein histidyl modification to diphthamide. The record is from RefSeq and is a predicted model, not a curated record. Bases 232 to 876 code for a protein of 214 amino acids. Gene Ontology annotation, molecular function: diphthine-ammonia ligase activity. The transcript is spliced from 8 exons. Lineage: Eukaryota; Metazoa; Chordata; Mammalia; Lagomorpha; Leporidae.